GCUUUUAGCUCACCCGGCAAACAACCCGGCUUGAUUGAUGACAGCGAGCGAACUGCUUUUUUUGAUCUGGCAAAUUAUUUUUUAAAUUUUAAUAUUUACAAGUUGUAAACUACAAUUUUUAUAUCGAACAAUUAAACUUAACAAACUAGUAGCACUAGCAGUCGUAGUUUUGAUAAUAUUGUGUCAUUUGACAAACACUGGGACAAAAUGCAAGGCUCGAUCCUCAUUUUAGAAAAACAACCUAACAUUCCCUACGACUGUGCUGCAACGCUUCUCUACGCAAACUUGAGUUAUAAGAUUAUUAUUAGAGGAACAGUUUCAGAGGAUCCGGCUCAAUUCGCCAUCGAUAUCAGGGAUGACCAAGGGGCCAUUCUUCUUCACGUUAAUCCUCGUUGGACUGAACGUAGAAUCAUUAUGAAUGCGUGCAGCCCCAUCAGGGGAGGGAUUGGAGGGUGGGGUCUCCAAGAGUAUGCUCCCAUGAACAUGCGCCGAUCGGAACCAUUCGAAAUAACAAUAAAGGAUAAGGAUGACUAUUUUUGGAUUGUUGUGAACAAUGAGAUUGAAGUCUCCUUCAAGAAACGGCUCGUUCCCCUCAGCGCUCGUCGUCACAUCAGUGUCAAUAAAGUCGACCGUGAUGACAUCACUUUGAAUUUCGUUCAGAUGGACGAAUUCCCAAAGUAGAUGACUAGAUCGCCUUCCGAACUUACUUAGACUUUUAUUCUUGACGGAUAAUGUGAUUCCUUUGGUAAAAGAUAAUGGAUAAUAGUUCAAUUCUGUAUAAACUAUAUGGACUCGUAAAGGUUCCUCAACUUUUCAAUGUUAGUUAAUUUAUUCAAGAGGACGCAAUUAAAAGUACAAUGACUUAUUUUUACACGAGAAGUGGAUUUUUACAUGUUAAUAAAAAAAUGUUAGUUAUGA
This is a messenger RNA of Folsomia candida, 918 nucleotides long. RefSeq lists its product as uncharacterized. The record is from RefSeq and is a predicted model, not a curated record. Lineage: Eukaryota; Metazoa; Arthropoda; Collembola; Entomobryomorpha; Isotomidae. The coding region runs from base 208 to 681 and encodes 157 amino acids. Gene Ontology annotation, molecular function: carbohydrate binding. The transcript is spliced from 4 exons.